Molecule: messenger RNA, 2705 nt
Organism: Taeniopygia guttata (zebra finch)
Lineage: Eukaryota; Metazoa; Chordata; Aves; Passeriformes; Estrildidae
Product: ankyrin repeat domain-containing protein 40
Molecular function (GO): protein binding
Source: RefSeq, a predicted model, not a curated record
GGGCCCGGCCCCGGCCCCGCCGCGCUGAGGGCCCCUCCCGGCGGGCUCCGGAGCGGCGGGGAGGGGCCGCAGCCGGACAUGAGCGGGGCGGCCGAGGCGCGGGAGCUGGAGGAGCGGCUGCGAGAGGCGGCGGCCCUGGGGGACGUGGCGGAGGUGCGGCGGCUGCUGGGCGCGGGGGCGGACAUCGACUCCCGCAACGAGAUCAAUGGCUGGACGUGCCUGCACUGGGCCUGCAAGCGGAACCAUGCCCAGGUGGUGUCCUGCCUGCUGGAGGCUGGCGCAGACAAGCAGAUCCUCACUGCUAAGGGAGAGCUGCCGGCACAGCUAACAUCGAGACCAGACAUCCGCAAGAUUUUGGGAGAGGAACAAACUGAAUGUCAAGAAGUGAAGGAUUUAAAUUUAUCCAUUGUUGCAAACUACUUGGCCAACCCAUUCCCUAACAUUUACACAGAAGAAAGCAAUCCAGGCAGCUUGGCAGAAUCCCAGAAUGAAAGUGCUCCCAUCUCUUCUGCUUCCCAGAGUGAAACUAGCCCUUGUCCAUCAGCAGCUCAGGCUGAAAGCAUCUGCACACCCACAUCGUGCAGCAGUGGCGAGACCUUCCCAGCAGCGGGUGCAGCAGCCAGGCCACCCCCAGCGCCCACCGUGGCUGCAGCCUCAGCGUGUGCCAGCCCAGGGCUGCCCUACGGCCCUGGCUGCCCCCUGGCCACGGCCAUGGGGCUCUGCUCCCCAGGAGCACCCGGCCAGGCCUUGCCUCUGCAGCCUGACACCUCCCCCAGCAGCCCUGCACCCGCCUUCCAGCCCUUCUUCUUCACUGGAACAUUCCCGUACAACGUGCAAGAACUUGUACUCAAGGUCAGAGUCCAGAACCUGAGAGACAAUGACUUCAUUGAGAUUGAACUGGACAGACAAGAACUGACCUAUCAAGAUCUGCUCAGAGUGAGCUGCUGUGAACUGGGCGUUAAUCCAGAGCAAGUAGAGAAGAUCAGAAAACUACCCAAUACACUUCUAAGAAAGGACAAGGAUGUUGCCAGACUCCAGGACUUCCAAGAGCUGGAGCUGGUCCUUAUGAGAAGUGACAGCUCUCCCUUCUGGAACGCUGCAGCUGCACUGAUGGAGCAGCCAUGCUACAAGAGCAGAGCAUCCAAACUGACCUACUGACCCUGGGAGCUGCACCUGCAAUGUGAACACUGACAGUGACAUCUGCUGCCCUUUGUGUGUAAAACCUUAAGUUAUUACUAGGGUUACUAUUUUAACUAAUAUUUUAUAUUUAAUAUCCUGUUUGCUUUUAUUUUUUUUUACUUGAUACUGUAUUCAGGCAAGGGAUACCUGAUUUGUCCAGUAAAAUCACAUUUCCAGUGUAUCUCAAGGAAGUUUAUUGGUUGUAUCUGGCAGUGGGGGGGACAAAAGAGGCAAUUAUUGAUACGAAAACUUUGUUAAGCCACAGCAUUGCUGAAGUAAAAACAGCCUGAAGCUUUUCCUGAUUAACAUGGCAGCCUGGAAAGUUACACUUUUGAAGACCCGUUUUCUUUUUUACCAAAAAAUACAAUGCUGACCUUUGCAGCAGAACCCUUAAAUGGGUCCUGAGGUGGGUGGAGGGGUAAGGGAUUUGCUUUUUCUCCCCUCUGUUCCCCCCUCCCCAAAUUACUGAUUUUCCUUCCAUCUCUGCUUUAUGAAGCUGCACUAGGCAGUUUCUGCACAGCUGAUGGACACAGUGUUUGUUGUUGAUCUGGACUGCAAUGUUGACAGUCAAACUAUAAAUAGGACAGCACCAUGUUCUGGUAGAAGCAGUAUGGCUGCCACUCUCCCUGUGUGCUGCUUUACCCUGGAAGAUUCCCUCAAGCUGCUGCACACCAAGAAAAGACAGAAACCUCUUCUGUCAGCAGAGGAGAUACCUCACUCUGGUAUUUCACCAAGUUACUUAGGCUUAAAAUUCUUCCUUACUUCAGUCAAAAUAAUUAUCAUCCUUUCCUCCAUGUUCCACACCCAUCACCUCAACCCUGCUAACUUCCCAUUCUCAAUCCUGGCUUUUCUCCAGCCAGGAGCUGAGCUACUUUAAUGCCAGAUUGAACUCCUGGGAAGCUCAAGACUGUGGCACAGUAUGAAGUAAAACUUCUUAACUAAGGCUCCUGCUUUUUCUUGUAAGACAGGAAAGAAAGUUCUACUUUAACAAUUGUGUUACUUAUCUCUCCAGUAUAGCUUGGGGGCUAGCUCAGACUAUGUGCAAUAACUGUCUGAAAAACAGUAGUGGUUAAAUGGCUCAAAAUUAGUAAGAGUAUCUAAUUUGUUUCCAGUUCCUUUAUUUAGGAAGUCAGUGUAAGGACUGUCUCCACUAAUUACUGAGCAUUCUACUAAAGGGCAGCUGUUUUAAAAGCUUUAUUUCUCUAUUUUCCACUGGAGAGUAACAGUUAAUGUGAUAAGACUUAAACUCUACUUGUAAUCUGACUAUAAUAACAGUGUAUCUAUGCAUUCAAAGAAGUAUUUUUGUAUGUUUUAUUCAGUUUAAUAAACUCUAAGGCACACUAGUCAUGUUAGCUGUUUUUUGCUGGGCUUUUUCUUUGAACAAGGAACUGUUGGAAUGUCAACUGAGAUUAAGUUUACAAAACUUACUGGUCUUCCAAGGACGCCUUUUGUUUGCACUACAAACUUGUACUGAACUGACAUUGCUACUCUUAACUUUAUAAUAAAGGAUCAGUCAUUUCAAGUUA